UUACCCGUUGCACCUUUUCUACUUUGCUUUCUUUUACGCUCCUUUCUUUUCUUUUUCUUUUCCUUUCCCUUCGUAACUCUUCUUGAUACCCAUUUGCCUUGACUAUUCCUUCGGGACUUAUCCCUUGCUUUCAUUUCAUUUUGCAACUGCCCUCUCCGAUUUCCCUGUAACAUCUGGAAUAACGAUUUGCCAAAAGAUGGCGAGAACAAAACAAGCUGAGCCUUUGCGUCGCAAUCCAUCUUCCGAAUACACGAGUAAAGCAGAUGCGACCGGGACGAGAAGCUUAAGUGCUAAGAAAUCGAAUAAGGAACUGAAUGGGAAUGCGCCGACUCAGAAUGGUGCACCUAAAAGUGAUGCGCUAUUGAAAGGGAAGACACAAAAAGAAGCUGGCGCAUUGCAAUUGAUAUUUGCAGUUGCUGGUAUUUACGGCAGUUUUCUUACUUGGGCACUUCUUCAAGAACGACUCACUACAACUGCAUAUGGAUCAGAAAAAGCACCUGAAAAAUUCAAAUUCCCCGUCUUUCUCAAUACGGUACAAUCCCUUUUCGCUGCCACAGUAGGCUACAUUUACCUACGAUUCGAUACUCCCGCCAAUAGCAAAACGCUACCCAUCUUCCCAAGUCAACGGAUUAUCUUUCCCCUUCUCGUUGUGGCCAUUACCUCCUCACUCGCCUCCCCCUUUGGCUAUGCAUCUCUCGAUCACAUCGAUUAUAUCACUUUUAUUCUUGCCAAAUCAUGCAAAUUACUACCAGUCAUGUUUCUUCACAUAACUCUCUUUGGAAAACGCUACCCUAUUUCUAAAUAUGUCGUCGUCUUAGCCGUAACAUGCGGUGUCGGCAUCUUUACUCUCCAUGCAGGUGCUAAAUCUCAUGGAAAACCUAGCAAAGCGGCACUUAAUCCAGAUCGCAAUACUGCGUGGGGACUUUUGCUCCUAGGAGUAAAUCUUCUAUUUGAUGGUCUCACAAACACAACACAAGAUUGGAUCUUCACAAGCUUCCAACCUUAUAAAGGUCCACAAAUGAUGUGUGCAAAUAAUAUUAUAAGCACUUUACUUACAACAUCAUAUUUAUUAUUGUCACCAUAUCUUGUUCAUACGGGAUUGGGAGAGUAUCUUGGUAUGGAUCUUGCAAGUGGAGCAGGAGAAUUGGCUGGAGCAUUGGCUUUUAUGCAGAGACAUCCAAGUGUUUGGAGAGAUGUACUUGGAUUCGCAGCUUGUGGUGCUGUGGGACAAGUUUUCAUCUUUUACACACUCUCAACAUUCUCAUCUCUUCUUCUAGUAACCAUAACUGUUACUCGCAAGAUGCUUACUAUGAUCUUAUCAGUAGUGUGGUUUGGUCAUACACUAGGCAGUAAACAGUGGAUGGGUGUAGGAUUAGUAUUUGGUGGAAUUGGAGCUGAAGGUGUCAUUGCGAGAAGAGAAAAGGCUGCUAAGGAAAAGAAGAAGUUGGCUGAGUCGUCAAAGAAGGAAUUGUAGACACGAAGACGAGUGUAUGAUAUUGGAGUAGUCAGAUGAUUUUAGAAUAUAAAAUCAACUAUCAAAGAUUGAUGGGAGGCGUUUGGGUUAUACAGUACCAUUAUUAUUGGUAUUGGUAAGGAAGGGUUAGAAUUUUGUGGGGGAUUCAGAAAUAGAUAACUAAAGAAGGUUUUCUCAUUGCCAACAUUUGGCUUACUAUGGAUACCAACAUAUAACAAACAGCGAACAACCAAAAUC
Molecule: messenger RNA, 1711 nt
Organism: Botrytis sinoallii
Lineage: Eukaryota; Fungi; Ascomycota; Leotiomycetes; Helotiales; Sclerotiniaceae
Exons: 3
Coding region: 197-1474 (425 amino acids)
Biological process (GO): UDP-galactose transmembrane transport
Cellular component (GO): endoplasmic reticulum membrane; Golgi membrane
Molecular function (GO): UDP-galactose transmembrane transporter activity; UDP-glucose transmembrane transporter activity
Source: RefSeq, a predicted model, not a curated record